Messenger RNA from Clonostachys rhizophaga, 1845 nucleotides. The record is from the annotation of a GenBank genome assembly. Lineage: Eukaryota; Fungi; Ascomycota; Sordariomycetes; Hypocreales; Bionectriaceae.
AUGAAGGUAUCCGAUUAUUGUCAGCAACAUGGCGAUCAGGCGGAUACAGAGUUUGUCUUUGUGUCGUAUACCCGCCUGCAGUUUCGUGUUGUCACCGAUGCCGAGAUUGACGAGUGGAAGAACUACCCCAAUGAGGAGACGAGAGAAGCAAAUAGGAUGUUGGCUCACCGAGAUCGCGAAACACUCAUUCAAUGGGGCAUCGACGCUGCCUUGGCUGCUGGCAAACGCGCCUUUUGGCUCGAUUUCGAAUGUGUGCGCGACUCGGAUGGCGUUGCAAAAUCCAGUAGUAAAAGCGAGGAUGUCUAUCGAAUCUGCGACAUUGUUCGGGCCGCGCACUCGAUGAUUAUUGCUAUCGGCCCUCCAUCAGCCGAGAAAGUCGCGAGUAUUCUCAAUGGCGAUGAAAAUGUUCCCUCGGGUAACACCGAGCAUGCCACCAAAUGGUUGCGCCAAUGGGGCUCACGAUUGUGGACAUUGCCUGAACUCCUCCUCUGCCCGAGUGAAUAUCGCAUCAAGCUUUAUAUGGCCGGUGACACGAAUGAGCCCAAAUCUCUAGCGAAGCGGAACUUUGCUGAGAGAGCCUGGGAUGACGCCGAGUCUGUUAAAGAGUUAGUGAACCACUAUGAAGGCUCAGCUAUUCUCCCCCCGACGCAGCUUAUUAGCAUUGCUCUAGAGUGCUUCGCUCGGCGGAAGACAGAUCAGUUCAGCCAGGGAGACAUUGCCUAUGCUGUCAUGGGGCUCUUUCCAGACAGCCAGAGACCGAUGGUGGAUGAGAAUGACUCCGGAUUUCGAGCCUUUGCCCGUCUCGCCUUAGCCGUGGAGGGCAGCAGCCUCCUCAGUCGUUUAUUGUGCGUCGCACCCGCACGAACCGGAGCUCAGUGGUCAGAUGCGACAGACUACUGGGGCGUGAAACUAAAGGACAUCCGUCCCUGCUGCGAUACUGUCGACGUUGCUGGGUCAAACGCCGUUGAGGUUCAAAACAUCCACGCUACGCCUAUUUGCUGGGAUAAGAUGGAAAGGUCUACCUUUCAGGAAAGGCUGCCGAUUUUCCCAGAGAUUAUAUUCGUCAUUUUACUCUUCUUUCCGUUGUUAACAUGGUAUCGGAUUGUCUACUUACUCGUCUCUGCCGUUGAACGUAGCCAAGCACUUCAAGCUGAUGUUCCCCGAUUCCUUGUUCAGCUAUUUUUCAUCCAAGCGAUUUUGACACCAGUAACCGUGCCUGCUUUCCUUCUUUACGAAUGGAAAAUCAGACGCAAAGGGCUGAAAAGCGCCCGGCUGGUCGGGAUAGAAGGUGUUUUGGAUUGCGCAACCGCUGAGCGACACAUCUACGGCUAUCACUGUGGAAGACUCGCAGAGAUUCCAUCAACGACGACUUCCGACUCCGAAACUGCCGUUUAUGAGUCUGGUCCUGCUGAAUCCCCGCGCAAGUUCACCUUCACGUUAAUAGACAUGUGUGCGCAAACUCUCAGGGUGAUAAACUGUGCCGCUCCUCCCGUUGCGAUGAUGCUCUGUGGCGAAGAUGCUGCCGGGCACCGGGCGAUCCUCUGCUCCUACAACCAUGAGACCGAUGUCUAUCAUCGUGAGGGGACGCUGCGGGUGGAUGAAUGUGUUCGCCAGCAAAUGAAGGCAGCCAGAUCGGUUAAUCUCUCUCUUGAGCCAUUCCCCUUGAAACUUACCGAGGCACCUCAUGAUGAAGAUGCAAUCAAGUCAAGUUUGGAUGGUCAGGCUUCUACAAGAAGCAGAGAGUGGAAGCCGGAGCUGGUAUUUUUCAUUAUGCAAUGUGUAAGUUUUACCCUACGCAAGACGGGCAAAUCACCCGAUGAUUCAGCCAUUAACGGAGACACCUAG